AUGCUGGUCCUCUACGAAACUCCCGCUGGUUACGCCCUCUUCACCCUCCUCGACGACGGCAAGCUCGAGAAGCCCGAUUCCAUCUGGAAGGACUUCGAGACCCCAGAGCAGGCCAACAAGACCGUCAAGCUCAGAGCUUUCACCAAGUUCGAGAACACCACCGAUGCUUUGUCCGCCGUUACUGCUUUGGUCGAGGGAAAGCUCGCCAAGAACUUGAAGGAGUUCUUGUCCAAGGAGAUUAGUGAGAAGGAGAUGAAGAAGGAGUCCCUUAUUGUCGGUGACGCCAAGCUCGGUGGUGCCAUUGCCAAGAAGCUCAACAUGAAGGUUCUUUCCGACUCUACCACCCUCGAUCUUUACCGUGGUAUCCGUUCUCAGUUGGACUCUCUCCUCUCUGGAUUGUCGUCUUCGGACUUGUCCGCCAUGGUCUUGGGUCUCUCCCACUCUCUCUCUCGCUAUAAGCUCAAGUUCUCGCCCGACAAAGUCGACACCAUGAUCGUUCAGGCCAUUGCUCUCUUGGACGACCUCGACAAGGAGUUGAACACCUAUUCUAUGCGCGUCAAGGAGUGGUACGGUUGGCACUUCCCCGAGAUGACCAAGUUGAUCGUCGAUAACCUUGCCUACGCCAAGAUUGUCAAGAAGAUGGGUUUCCGCGCCAACUGCUCGGCCACCGACUUGGCCGACAUCCUUCCCGAGGAGCUUGAGCAGGAGCUCAAGGAGGCUUCCGAGAUCUCCAUGGGUACUGAGAUUGCUGAUGAGGAUUUGGAGAACAUUCACGCUCUCUGCGACCAGAUCAUCUCGAUCACCGAAUACCGUACCCAGCUCUACGAGUACCUCAAGAACCGCAUGAACGCCAUCGCCCCCAACUUGACUGCCCUCGUCGGUGACUUGGUCGGUGCCCGUUUGAUUGCCCACGCCGGUUCGUUGAUGACUUUGGCCAAGCACCCCGCCUCGACCAUCCAGAUUCUCGGUGCCGAGAAGGCUCUCUUCCGCGCUUUGAAGACCAAGCACGACACACCCAAGUACGGUUUGAUCUAUCACGCCUCCUUGAUUGGUCAGGCUGGACCCAAGAUGAAGGGUAAGAUUGCCCGUAUGGUUGCCACCAAGGCUGCCCUUUCGAUCAGAGUGGAUGCCCUCGGUGAGACCGACACCCCCGAUAUUGGUAUUGAGAACCGCGGCAAGGUCGAGGCUCGUCUGAGAAUGCUCGAGGGUCACGGCGGCAAGCCCAGCGGUGCUGACCGCAAGGCUGCUGGUAACGCCAAGGGCCAGAAGAAGCACGAGUUUGUUGCUUCGUCCUCGUACAACACCUCCACAGAUGCCACCAUGACUUCGCCACCAUCAGAGAAGAAGCGCAAGGCCGACUCUGACAACGAGGAGUCGUCCAAGAAGGUCAAGAAGGAGAAGAAGGAGAAGAAGGACAAGAAGGACAAGGAGCCCGCUGCUGAGGAGAAGAAGGAGAAGAAGGAGAAGAAGGAAAAGAAGGAGAAGAAGGAUAAGAAGGACAAGAAGGAGAAGAAGUAA
Molecule: messenger RNA, 1518 nt
Organism: Linnemannia hyalina
Lineage: Eukaryota; Fungi; Mortierellomycota; Mortierellomycetes; Mortierellales; Mortierellaceae
Source: the annotation of a GenBank genome assembly